Messenger RNA from Monopterus albus (swamp eel), 2647 nucleotides. RefSeq names its product Rho guanine nucleotide exchange factor (GEF) 38 (gene arhgef38). NCBI's taxonomy places the organism in Eukaryota, Metazoa, Chordata, Actinopteri, Synbranchiformes, Synbranchidae. Gene Ontology annotation, cellular component: cytoplasm. The record is from RefSeq and is a predicted model, not a curated record. Gene Ontology annotation, molecular function: protein binding; guanyl-nucleotide exchange factor activity. The transcript is spliced from 14 exons. The coding region runs from base 1 to 2436 and encodes 811 amino acids. Gene Ontology annotation, biological process: intracellular signal transduction.
AUGGAUCCCAAGGAGGUCAGCGGGAGUGACAAAGAUAAGGAAAAAGAAAAGGACAGAGUGAUAAAGAGGCGGAACCGGCCUGUAUUCUUACGCUACCUGGAGAGGAGAAGGACAGACACUAUUGUUGCUGAUGACAUGGCCAAAGGUGACAUCAACCUGGGGACACUGGUGAGGAGGAGUCAGUCUGACAAGACGGAGUACAGCGCUAAACUUAAAGAGAAAAUGGCACCACAUGAUCAGUCCACACCCCCCUCCCCAGGACUGGACCCAGAGGAGAUCCGUUUGAGGAAGAUGAACCGCAGGGCAAAGGUCAUUCAGGAGCUUGAGCAGACUGAAAAAGACUACCUCACAGACCUGGAGCUGUGCAUCAGAGAGGUGGUCCAGCCCCUACGAAGCAUGCAGGUAGAUUUUUUAGAUGUAGAUCGGCUGUUCACCAACAUGGAGACUCUGUGUGAGGUAUCUGCAGCACUCCUGCACAGACUGCACGAGGCCAUGGCUGACCCUGAUCCAGAGGCAGUUGUCAUAGGAGAAGUAUUCAUCCAGGCGAAGGCAGCUUUAGAAGAUGUAUAUAAGAUUUACUGUUACCAUCAUGAUGACGCCAACAUGUCACUCAAAUCCUACGAGAAAGAGGACGACAUAAAGCAACAUUUCACCACAUGCAUUUUAGCACUGAAGAAAAUCUAUGACCAAGAAGGGAAGCCCAACUUGCUGGACAUGGGUUCAUUACUCAUCAAACCUGUUCAGAGGAUUAUGAAGUACCCGUUGCUGCUUGGGGAGCUGUGGCAGGCCACACCUGAGAACCACCCUGACUAUCAGCCGCUCCAGGAGGCAUUCACCGCCACCAAGAUCAUGAAUGUUAACAUCAAUGAGUUCAAGCGGCGCAAGGAUAUAGUUAUGAAGUAUAAGAGGGUGGAAGAUGAAGGCACACUGAGGGGCAAACUACACAAGUUUAACAUGCAUUCUAUCCGUAAGAAAGGGGACAGGUUUGCCGGCUAUCUCAAAAUCCUCACUGGAGUUGAACCACAAGUGAGAGAUGAAGUCUUUGAUAGAGAGGAGAAAGUGUUCAGGAGUCUGGAGAAGGCUGUGAGGCAGCUAAUCAGAAAUGUUCAGUGUUACCUGCAGCACACUCAGGAUAUGGUGUAUGUAGCUGUCGAGAAUGCCCAGGACUUGGAAAACAUUAUCAAGGGUCCAAACGAAAAUGGCACAAACUGCUCAUUGCCCAGUAAUGGAAGCGACCCCUAUAUGCACUUUAAAGACAAUAUGGAACUCCUGGUCCUUGCCCCCCUCUUAUCCCUGCACAGCAUGUUCACAGGCCCACAGAAGCUCAUUCAGAAACGUUAUGACAAACUGCUGGAUUACUGCAGCCACCUGGAGCGUUCGUCCUCUUUUACACCCUCAUCCACUUCAUCCACCACUUCUUCGUCUGCUUCACUGGUGUCAGAAGACCCACCCGGUCCUGCCAGGAGGGACUAUGAAGCCCUCAAUGCCUUGCUAGUGGAGGAGUUGCAGAGGUUCAACAUGGCCUCCCAAACUAUUCUGACCAACUGCAUAGUGUAUCUAGUGGCCCUGCUCAGAGAGCUGAUGUUUAAAAUAUUACUUCCUGUGCCAUCCAUACAGCAGCUACCAGCUCCAUUGUCAAACAUUGCUGAAGUGCAGAACAGCAUCAUGGAUGAGCUGAACAAUCUGACUUUUGUUAAGGAUAACGCACAAAAGCUAAUGGAACGCAAAGUCAGCUUCGAGAGACAACGAGACAGGAAAAUACUUCUGCCAGAGGUGGAGCAUCAAAGUGAGGAACAGCGUGCCUGGCUGCUGGCAGAAUACCCAGUGAGUCGUUUGUACCAGCUAAAGAGGAAGUGCAAUGGCUGCCAGGAACAGGACCUCAGCCUGCUGGAGGGAGAACUGGUGGCUCUGCUGGAGGACACAGACCCGUUAGGCAGCAGCAGUCGCUGGCUGGUUCACACCGGAGGUACACAGGGCUAUGUCUACUCCACAUUCCUGAAGCAGUACAACCCUCUGAGGGACUCACAGCGAGCAGGACAGAUGGCGAAAGAGCAGCAAAAGCAGCAGCAGCCACCUGCCAUGGUGGAUGAGGACUUUGACGACAUCAGUCUGUUUGUGUCUGGGAGUGGCAGCAGUAGUCUGCGCAGCUUCAGCCUCAACACUGCUGACAGCAGCUCAACCCUCUCUGGCCUACAGGGGGAGCUGGAGAAUCCUGAAGACUUGGAGGACACGCUAGACACAGAGGCUCAGCAGUUUUAUGCCGUCUAUGCAUUUCAAGCCCGCUGUGACCAGGAGCUGACUUUGCAGGAGUACCAGCAUGUACGCAUCAUCCAGUUUUGUGACCUGGGAGGCAAUAAAGAGUGGUGGUUAGCUGAGGCUAACGGACAGAGGGGAUAUGUCCCUGCCAACUACCUUGGUAGAAUGUCCUAUGCAUAGUUAAAGAGCCUUUAUCUAUCCAGAACUUACCUGUGGCAUUUUCAAAAAACCCAUUCAUUUCUUAAUACACAAUUGAAGGCAUCCUGACUUUAAAACAAAUAAUAUCUCUGCUUUGUGAAUGUCACUAUAGCUGUUACUGUAUUAUUAGAUCUCAUACCAAAAGUGUUGACAAUGAAAUUACUUUACCUUCACGAAAGAGAUCCCCAAUGGG